Molecule: messenger RNA, 1914 nt
Organism: Boeremia exigua
Lineage: Eukaryota; Fungi; Ascomycota; Dothideomycetes; Pleosporales; Didymellaceae
Product: WD40-repeat-containing domain protein
Exons: 5
Coding region: 337-1635 (432 amino acids)
Biological process (GO): autophagy of mitochondrion; protein lipidation; nucleophagy
Cellular component (GO): extrinsic component of membrane; phagophore assembly site membrane; cytosol
Molecular function (GO): phosphatidylinositol-3,5-bisphosphate binding; phosphatidylinositol-3-phosphate binding; protein binding
Source: RefSeq, a predicted model, not a curated record
CGUUGGAAUGAGCGUGAAGUUCACUGCAGCUGAAAUUUUGGUUGGUCGAUAUUGCCUCAGCCACACUUUCCCAAAGUGUGAUGGCGGGGUCCCUCCCGGCACUGCACGCGAUGCGCCGCUGAUCAUGCAUCACUCGACGGACGCCUGCCUUCAAGGCUGCCGGUGACUGUGAAAACGUACACAUGUCGCUCUCGCUACCUCCUUUCUUUACGUUUGCCGUUGCUCCUACCUACCGCCGCCCAUAGCGCACGAAAUCGACUUUCAGCGGGGUCAAAGCUCCGCAGCUAACGACGAUAUCUCGAGCAGCCCCAAGUACAUACACGACAAAAGAUCACCAUGGGAUCCAUGAACUUCGUGACGUUCAACCAGGACCACAGCCAUCUUGGCGUCGGUACCACGAACGGUUACCGCGUCUACACCACCGAUCCAUUCAACAAGCAGUCUGAAUCCCGUGAAGGCGAUGUCUCCAGCCUUGAAAUGCUGUUCUCGACCUCUUUGGUUGCGCUCACACUGUCUCCACGAGUCUUGCGCAUACAAAAUACCAAGAGACACUCGACCAUCUGCGAGAUGACCUUCCGUACUGCCAUUCUUGCCAUGCGACUGAAUCGGAAACGACUAGUUGUGGUGUUGGAGUCAGAGCUCUACAUCUACGAUAUAAGCAACAUGCAGAUGCUGAAGACUGAGAAGACAUCACCAAACCCCAACGCAAUAUGUGCUCUGUCCGCGUCGUCUGAAAACAACUACCUUGUAUAUCCUCUUCCCACGAAAGCCGCGCCGAACACCUUCCAGCCACCCUCGCAUGCACCUCCCAAGUCCGAUCACGUUGCGCCCACCAGCGGCGAGGUCCUUAUAUAUGACGCUACAAAGAUGGAAGCAGUCAACGUAAUAGAGGCGCACAACUCUCCGCUGUCAUGUAUUGCGCUCAAUAAUGAUGGAACACUCUUGGCGACUGCUUCCGAAAAGGGCACCAUUAUCCGUGUUUUCUCUAUCCCAGACGCACAGAAGCUCUAUCAAUUCAGGAGAGGUUCUAUUCCGGCCAGAAUAUACAGCAUGUCGUUCAACUCAACCUCCACACUGCUCAGUGUGUCAUCGGCGACAGAGACAGUCCACAUCUUCCGCCUCGGCACUCCGAACACAAGUCGCAGCAACAGCGUGUCUUCUGGGCCAAAUAGACCAAUGUCAGGUCCCCGAGGCCGCAGCGGUAGUCGUGCGAGUGAAGAGGCGCCAGACGAGUUUGGGGACAGUAUUGGAGACAUCGCUGCUCCAGAGCGCAAGCCGCUGAACCCAACCUUCGGCAGUCUGAUACGGCGAACAUCGCAAACAGUUGGUAAAUCAUUCGCUGCAACUGUUGGUGGGUACUUGCCAAGCGCAGUGGCUGAGAUUUGGGAACCAUCACGCGACUUUGCAUGGGUCAAGGUACCCAAAUCACUAAAUAGUGCUUCUACCGGACCCAUCAGGACUGUGGUCGCACUUAGCAACAAUGCACCACAGAUUAUGGUGAUCACCAGUGAAGGCAACUACUACGUUUUCAACAUUGAUUUGGAGAAAGGAGGCGAAGGAACGCUGUACAAGCAAUACUCACUCCUCGAACCGAACGAACUUGCAUCAGGCAGCAUGCAGGACUAUGCUGACUAGGUGUCGCGACGUCCGACCAGUUACCUCUGAUAAGAGCAUGUGUUUGUUUUACUUCGUUUUUGCAUGGCAAACGGCGUUGGCUUGACCAAACCACAUUAUUCCCCUGGGCUUGAGCACAGUUCGCCUACUAUACUUCUCUAAUUGCAUCUCUGUGCGACGUUUCACGACCUAAGCUGACGAAGCGCUCUGCCUCUCCAUGGGUGAACCAUUCUAAACGAUGAUGUCAUGAUCCUGCAGUGCACUCAUUAUGGAUGCGUUGCAAUGCCAAACGCGACACGG